AUGAUAGCCUUCAGUUCAGACACUCUCCUCACCAAUGUAAUGGCCACCAAGAACACUACCUUCCAUGAAAGUUUUUUCUCUAGCAGAGCCAAGCCUCUCUCAACCCAGGAUGCAGACUGUGAUGACCCUGAUGUCUUUGAAGCUGUGGAUAUAGCACUGAGAAAAUAUAACAGAGAAAAAACAGAUGGCAACCAGUUUGCUCUGUACAUGGUGAUGGAAGCCAAGAGAAUUGCAGGCCCUGGCAAACAGUUCUUUGUGAUGUACCGAAUAAGAGAGAGCUCUUGUGCUGUUGGGGGAGAUAAACUCUGGCACAAUUGUGAUUACAGAGCAUCUGCAGAAGCUGAAUCAGGUGAAUGUAAAGCUCAAGUUUAUGUUGACAAGACUGAGAAAAUCAGUAAUGUUACACAGGAAUGCAGAAUUAUCCCAGUUGAAGGAAAGGUGAAUCUUUCCCAUGUCCCGUGUCUUGGAUGCUAUCAUCCCAUACCGGGGGACAGCCUACAAUUGUUACCCAUUUUGAGAUAUGCUAUUCGGAUCUUUAAUAAACAGAGUGACCAAUCUUCCCUUUUUGAAGUUGGUGAAGUAAUAAAAGCCUCCAGGCAGGUGGUGGCUGGAUGGAAUUAUGCAGUUGAAUAUGAAGUCAAGGAGACUAGUUGCACCAAGAGUAAUUUUCAGGAUUUAAGUCCUGAAUGCAAACCCAUUGUUGGAGGUCAUGUAGGUACCUGUGAAGCCAAGGCCUAUGUGGAUCUUAAUAACACAAUUGUGGAUGUUGCACAGAAAUGCAAGUUUCCAGUUGAUGAAACUGCACCUCCUCGCAUUUCCAUUUGUGCUGGCUGUCCAAAGCCCAUCCCAACUAACAGUACAGAAUUGGAGGAACCACUGAGAGCUUCCCUUGAGAAGUAUAACGAAGAGAGCAAUGAUGUCUUCUAUUAUAAAGCUGAAGCAAUAUCACAUGCCACCGUGCAGGUGGUUGCUGGACUAAAUUAUAACAUAACAUUUAGAAUCAGGAAGACGAACUGCUCAAAGACAGUUGUCGAGAAACUGAGUGAAGAUUGUGUUGCAACAAUAGACGGUAAACCUUUGCAAUGCACAGCACAAGUUUACAUGAUACCCUGGACAAAGGCAAUACACCCUAAGGUUAGAUGCACCGAAGAGGAGGGUGAACCAGAACAUGGACAUGGACAUGAGGAUGAACAUGGGCGCAGACAUGAUACUAGGCGUGAACCUGGACAUGGACAUGGACAUGGACAUGAGGAUGAACAUGGGCGCAGACAUGAUACUAGGCGUGAACCUGGACAUGGACAUGGACAUGAGGAUGAACAUGGGCGCAGACAUGAUACUAGGCGUGAACCUGGACAUGGACAUGGACAUGAGGAUGAACAUGGGCGCAGACAUGAUACUAGGCGUGAACCUGGACAUGGACAUGGACAUGGACAUGAGGAUGAACAUGGGCGCAAACAUGAUACUAGGCGUGAACCAGAACAUGGACAUGGACAUGAUGAUGAACACAGGCGCAGACAUGAUAUUGGGUGUAGACGAGAACAUGAACAUGAGGAUAAACAUGGACUUGGGCAUGGGCAUGGAAAACAUAAGGAUAAACAAAAGAAGGAAAAGGAUAAACAUAAACAUUCAAAAUAUGAGGCUCCUGAAGAAUCCCAUGAGAAGGUCACUGACCAAAAGGAGACACUGCUAGCUGCAGUAGCUGAAAUACCAGAAGGUACACAAUCUCCUAAGCCUGAUCUGAUAGAGCUAGAUGUGCUAUCUAGUACUCAGCAGUCCACAACAGAUCUAACAGAUGGUUUUAUUGAGAUCCCUGAUCUCCCUGCAGAAAAAGACAGCCUUGGAAUUAUUCCUGAUUUUCCUUUAUUUGACGUGUUGCCAGAUCUCCCAGAACCAUCUGUCCCAAAGUGUCCUGGAAAGCCAUGGAAACCAAUCAUAGACUCAACUACUACUAACAAACCUAAAGAACUGACAAAAGAGGAUCUUUUACCACAUCCAUCUGAACGCACCAUCCCAACACCAGAAAAAUAAGUACCUACCCCCAUGGUGCUAAGAUUUUGAUCUCAUGGAUUUUCUACUGUAAUUCAAACAAUUUAUGGUCCAUUUCUUUUAGGCAACAAACAGAAAAUCAUAAAAAUUAUUUUUUGUUAAAUGUAUAAUACUAUAGAGCAGUGAUUCUCACCUUGUUAGCUAUGAUACUUAAAAGGGUCACCAGCAGUUUUCUGGAGGAAUUUAGAGCAUGAGCCAAUUCUCUGUGCCUGACUCUC
Chelonoidis abingdonii (Abingdon island giant tortoise) is the source of this 2264-nucleotide messenger RNA. NCBI's taxonomy places the organism in Eukaryota, Metazoa, Chordata, Testudines, Testudinidae. The record is from RefSeq and is a predicted model, not a curated record.